Messenger RNA from Salvelinus fontinalis (brook trout), 1854 nucleotides. RefSeq names its product sodium-dependent neutral amino acid transporter B(0)AT1-like. NCBI's taxonomy places the organism in Eukaryota, Metazoa, Chordata, Actinopteri, Salmoniformes, Salmonidae. Gene Ontology annotation, biological process: sodium ion transmembrane transport. The transcript has 13 exons. The record is from RefSeq and is a predicted model, not a curated record. Bases 1 to 1854 code for a protein of 617 amino acids. Gene Ontology annotation, cellular component: plasma membrane.
AUGCCAGAGGAGGGUAUGGAGACCAACAAGAGGGGAGAGGAGAGACCCAAGUGGAACAACAAGGCAGAGUACCUGCUGACCUGCAUUGGCUUCGCUGUUGGAGUGGGGAACGUGUGGCGCUUCCCCUACCUCUGCCAGAUUUACGGAGGGGGUGCGUUUCUGAUCCCCUACCUGAUAGCCCUGGUGUUUCAGGGUCUGCCUCUGCUCUACUUGGAGCUGGCUAUAGGACAGAGGCUCCGUAUGGGCAGCAUCGGAGUCUGGAACUCCAUAUCACCCUACCUGGGAGGAGUAGGUGUAGCCUCAAUGGUAGUGUCCUUCUGUGUGAGUCUGUUCUACAACACUAUCGUGGCCUGGGUCCUCUGGUACCUCUUCAACUCCUUCCAGGACCCCCUGCCCUGGAGCCAAUGUCCCCUCAACCACAACAACACAGGGUACGUGAAGGAGUGUGUAGAAAGCACGCCGGUCAACUACUUCUGGUACCGUCAGACCCUGAACAUCACUCCUAACAUGGAGACCAGUGGCUCUCUACAAUGGUGGCUGGUAGUCAGCUUAGCUACCGCCUGGUCUAUCAUUUACAUCUGUUUCAUCAGGGGCAUCGAGACCAUCGGCAAGGCUGUGUACGUCACAGCAACGUUCCCCUACCUGGUACUAACCAUCUUUCUGGUGAGAGCCCUGACCCUUCCUGGAGCAUCUGAAGGUCUAAUCUACCUGUUCACACCUGACUGGGAGAUCCUGAAGAACCCCCAGGUAUGGCUGGAUGCUGCUACUCAGAUCUUCUUCUCUCUGUCAGUGGCCUUUGGUGGACUCAUCUCAUUCUCCAGUUACAACAGCCAGAAGAAUAACUGUGAAAGGGAUGCUGUUUUAGUGGGGGUUAUAAACAGUGCUACAUCUAUCUAUGCCUCCAUCCCCAUCUUUGCCAUCCUGGGAUUCAAGGCCCACACCAACUAUGUCACCUGUCUGAAUGGUAACAUCUUAGCUCUGACCAAUGAGUUUGAUAUUAGCGACAUGAACAUAACGGUUGAAAACUACGAGCAGUGGUUUGACUCUUUAAAUGGGACACAUCCAUCUAGAGUAUCCGAUCUCAACCUGAAGACAUGCGACCUGCAAACCUUCUUGGAUCAGAGUGCAUCUGGUACUGGGUUAGCGUUCAUCGUGUUCACAGAAGCGGUGAUAUCGAUGCCUGGCUCUCAGGUGUGGGCUGUGCUCUUCUUCAUCAUGCUGUUCAGUCUGGGUCUGUCCUCCAUGUUUGGUAAUCUGGAGGGCAUCCUCACUCCCCUUCAUGACCUCAAACUGGUGCCCAAGUGGAUGCCCAAUGAGCUCUUCACAGCAAUAAUCUGUCUGGUAUUGUUCCUGGUGGCUCUGAUAUUCACUAUGGGAUCAGGGAACUACUGGUUGGAGGUCUUUAACAGUUACGUGGGCUCCGUUCCUUUUCUCAUCAUCGCCUUCUUUGAGAUCAUCGCUGUGGCAUACAUCUACGGAAUAGGACGGUUCAGUGAUGACUUGGAGUUCAUGAUAGGACAUAGACCCAACAUCUUCUGGAAGGUUUGCUGGUUGGUCAUCAGCCCUCUGAUGCUGUUCGUGGUGUUGGUGGCGUACGUUGCCAUCCAGGCCCAGACACAUCCCACCUACGCAGCAUGGAAUCCUGACUAUGUGAACUUCCCCGACACAGAAGUUCUGCCGUAUCCAGACUGGGUGUUUGCCAUCUGUGUCCUGCUGUCUUCAGUACCAGUUAUCUCCAUCCCCCUGGUGGCCAUCUACAGACUCAUCUGCUGCAUGUCAGGAAGACACUCUAAAGGCAGUCUCCACAACGAUCCGAAUCCUUAUGUCAACGAAGGCUACGUUGUAGAGAGUUAG